Vigna umbellata (rice bean) is the source of this 2841-nucleotide messenger RNA. Its product is annotated as Pentatricopeptide repeat (PPR-like) superfamily protein. Lineage: Eukaryota; Viridiplantae; Streptophyta; Magnoliopsida; Fabales; Fabaceae. Gene Ontology annotation, molecular function: protein binding; RNA binding. Gene Ontology annotation, biological process: RNA modification. The record is from RefSeq and is a predicted model, not a curated record.
GUUGUUAGUUCUUUUGAAUGUUUUGAUAAGUCAUAAUGCACCUUAAAUGAUCAUCCAGAUUUUGUUUAGUGCUUCGAAAGCAUCUUGAAAGGUAACCUUAAAGGUUCAAUUUUUUAAAGGAUUGACUGAGUUCAUAUCCUUUUAUUUUUUUUAAUUCUUUGGCGAAAACUGGUAAUCCAAUGCACAAUGGAUUAGCAAUGGAUUUGAACCAAAUCCAGUUAGCUUUACGCUGUUGUGGGCAGCUUCAAGCUAUCAAACAUGCUAAAUCACUUCAUUCCCAUAUAAUAAAACUUGGUCUUUUCAAUCACGUUUUUCUCCUAAACAACAUGAUUUCUGUGUACGCAAAAUCCUCCCAUUUUGACGAUGCACGAACCCUUUUCGACGAUAUGCCUCACAGGAACAUAAUUUCUUACACAACAAUGGUCUCUGCACUCACCAAUUCCGGGAGACCCCAAGAUGCUCUCACACUCUAUAACCACAUGCUGGAAUCUAAAACAGUGCAACCCAAUCAGUUCUUGUACUCAGCGGUUCUCAAGGCAUGUGGAGUCGCCGGUGAUGUUGAAUCGGGCAAGUUGGUUCACCGACGUGUAUAUCGGGCAAGGUUAGAGUGUGACACUGUUCUGAUGAAUGCCCUCUUGGACAUGUACGUCAAAUGUAGAAGCUUGGCUGAUGCAAAACGAGUUUUCUACGACAUGCCGUGUAAAAAUUCUACUUCAUGGAACACCCUCAUUCUCGGGCAUGCCAAGCAGGGUUCUGUGAAGGAUGCGUUGGAUCUGUUUGAUCAAAUGCCAGAACCAGACAUUGUGUCUUGGAACAGCAUCAUUGCUGGUCUUGCAGAUACUUAUAGCUUCCAUGCAUUACAAUUUGUUUCUAUGAUGCACAUGAAGGGCCUUAAACUUGAUGCAUUCACAUUUCCAUGUGCCCUCAAAGCGUGUACUCUGCUUGGCAAGUUAACUGUGGGGAGACAGAUUCAUUGUUGUAUUAUCAAGUCAGGGUUUGAGUGUAGCUAUUACUGUACAUCAGCAUUGAUUGAUAUGUAUUCGAAUUGCAAGCUAUUGGAUGAAGCAAUGAAUAUAUUUCAUAAGAACUCUCCUCUUGCUGAAAGCUUGGCAGUGUGGAAUUCCAUGCUUUCAGGGUUUGUUGCCAAUGGAGAUUGGUGGAAGGCUCUCAGUAUGAUUGCUCAUAUGCAUCAUUCUGGUGCACAGUUUGAUCCCUAUACCUUUAGUGUUGCUUUAAAGGUCUGCAUCCACUUUGAAAACUUGAGGUUGACAUCUCAAGUGCAUGGAUUGGUCAUCACUAGUGGCUAUGAGUUAGACUAUGUUAUUGGAAGCAUUUUUAUUGAUCUAUAUGUAAAACAAGGCAAUAUUAACAAUGCAUUAAGAUUGUUUGAAAGGUUGCCAGAUAAAGAUGUUGUGGCUUGGUCUAGUUUGAUUCUUGGUUGUGCUAGAUUUGGUCUAGAUACAAUGGCUCUUUCCCUCUUCAUGGAUAUGGUUCAUUUGGAUCUUGAGAUUGAUCAUUUUGUCCUUUCAAUUAUUCUGAAAGUUUCUUCAAGUUUGGCAUUGCUUCCAAGUGGCAAGCAAGUUCAUUCUUUUUGUCUUAAGAAGGGAUAUGAAUCAGAGCGAGUUAUUACAACUGCUCUUACUGAUAUGUAUGCAAAAUGUGGUGAGAUUGAGGAUGCCUUAACUUUAUUUAAUUGUCUUUCCGAAGUAGAUACCUUGAGUUGGACUGGGAUUAUUGUGGGAUGUGCACAAAAUGGAAGAGCAGACAAGGCAAUUAGUCUUCUGCAUAAGAUGAUUGAAUCGGGUACAAAGCCAAACGAAAUCACCAUUAUAGGUGUUCUUUCUGCAUGUAGACAUGCAGGCCUAGUAGAAGAGGCAUGGACUAUAUUUAAGUCUAUUGAAACAAAGCAUGGAUUGACACCAUGCCCUGAACAUUACAAUUGUAUGGUUGAUAUAUUAGCUCAAGCUGGACGUUUUAAAGAAGCAAUAAACUUGAUUAAUGACAUGCCGUUUAAGCCUGACAAAACCAUAUGGUGUUCCUUGCUUGGUGCCUGUGGAACUUACAAGAAUCGACAUCUUGCAAAAAUUGUUGCUGAGCAUCUUCUUGCUACCUCACCUGAAGAUGCUUCUGUGUAUAUAAUGCUAUCAAAUGUUUAUGCAUCACUUGGAAUGUGGGAUAAUUUAAGCAGAGUACGAGAAGCUGUCCGAAAAGUAGGUAUAAAAGGGGCUGGAAAAAGCUGGAUUGAGAUCUUUAGUUGAGAAAGCUGGUUAUGUGAAUGGCUUGGUUCAACUAGCUUAAUCGCUCGUUCUAUAUUUCCAGACAACUCAAUGAUUGUUCUAACUUAAAAGGAAUAUUAUGUGACUGGAGUUUGUACGGUGAAAGACAUUCUUUACGUUUUGUUGACUUCAAUUAGAAGGUAAAAGCACGGAAGUGUCUAAUUUUGGAUGGAAGAUACUAGAAAUACUACAACGAAGAAUACAAAUUAAGUAUAACGUGCGCAGCAGUUCAAUCCGAUAAGCCUUUGCAUGCUUGCUAUUGCCAUGAGGCUUCACACAUUCAAUGUUUUCCUUCCCCAACAAAGGUACAAACUAAAAAGGAACUCAAAUUUGGUUAAAAUCAGAGGUAUCAGAGUCAUCCAUGACACUUGAAUUAAGUCAUCAGGAUUCAGGUCUAAGCUCAUCUUUUAGCACGGUUUACCAGCUUGACAUGUUCAGCUUACGGUAACAUUGGCCAAUAUUAAUUAUUAUUGAGUGUUGAAUUUUAGGGAAUGGAUUGCUAAUUCAUUAUUAGUUAGUUAUCUAAAAGUCAAUUUAAUUUAUAAACCAACGCCUCUUUUAUAGU